AUGAUACCGAUUUUUAUCGCCAGCUCUUUGGUGAAUCAAGAUUUAAGCACGCAGACGAGUCUCCAGAUUAUUGAGCAAUGGAUUUUGACAAAGAGAUUCUUCAUGUAUGAUUCUAAGUCAAUGAGUGCUGAAAAUUCAUCGUCUCUGAUUCGUCGAGUGACUCUAAUGGAUUUCACGAUUUUCCUGGAGAAUAGUCGAGAUGGAAAGAUCGGGAUCCCGAUUGUGAAAGUUUUCUAUUCAACGUUUCAAGCAAUUGAUGUAGAGGCUUUUCAAUUGCCUUUUUCCUUGAAAAUCACUUAUUUUCAAGAUCCAUUUCGUCACGAUCGAGACAUGGAGAUCACAAUUUGGGUGAUGACUGUUUUUGGUGUUGUUUGGGCAGCAAUUAGGGGUUAUAGCUGGGCGAAACGUAGCGGAAAGCAACUAGUCGAUGUAAACACUCUCUCACAAUUUUUCGGUUUUCUUUGCGAUUCUUUAGGUAACAUCUUUCUAUUGGUGAUUACAGCGAUGGCUUGCUGGCUCACUUUUGCUUACAAGUCACAGACUUUUGUCUAUUAUCGUCUCUUGAUGCCAUCUCAAGAAUCAACAAUGAUGAUCUAUAUCUAUGUAGCUACUAUUUUGAAAUCAAUUGCUUUCAUUCACAAUCGAUUAUCACUUGUCAAAACAAAGACUUUCUUCAUCGAUUGGGAGAAGCCAAAGAUUGUUGCUGAUUUAAGCAAGAAUCAGCCAACAUCUCGGGAUCUCACAAAGGAUCGAUUAAUCUUUCCAUCGGUAAUCUGGCGCACAUAUUUGGUGGCAAAUGAAUGGAAUGAGCUGCAGAAUUAUCGAAAGACGAGUGUCGCUCUGCAAAUGGUUAUCAUGCCGUUUAUUCUUGAGUACCUUGGGUGGAUGAAUUUCGCUAUAAUACAGCCUGGAUUCAGUGCUGAGACACCACCUGAAGGAUUUCUAACAGCAAAGGUAACUCGAUGGGCUGUCUCGAUGUUCAUCUACCUAACUAUCGUUUUUCUUCAAUGGGCAAUCUCUGUCCUUGUAAUCGAACGUAUCAUUAUCGAUCCUUUCCACAAUUUCAUCGAUCUCUGCUCUGUUGCAAACAUUUCAGUCUUUUCACUCACUCACUCCAAUCAUGGUUAUUAUAUUCAUGGGCGAUCUAUUCAUGGAAGAGCUGAUACAAAUAUGAGAGAGAUGAACGAGUUUCUGCAACGAGAACGGGAUAAUAUGUGCGGUUUUCGGGGUCUUGAAACGAAUUCUGAGCUUCAAACAUAUAGCCUAAAUUUGCCAAGUGCUUUUGGACAAAAAUUGGAUGAAAUUAAGAAAACAGCAUCAAUGCCGUACAAUGGUUUGAGAGCAGCUGGGCAAGAUCCGGCGACUGUAAAGAUGAGCGCCUUAUCAAGAACUCACGAACAGAUGAAUGCUUUUCUGAUUGAAGUGAUUGAUCGAUCGGCGAAUGGAAUCGAUUACACGUAUCGAGAUCAAGCGUUUAUCGAGGCGCUCUUUGAUUUAGAACUCGAUGAGACGUCACAACGUGGUUCCUUCGUUCGUGAUCCCUCUGAAACAGGGUUUUCUGUGUGCUUCUCUUAUGGUCAUGAAUGGUCAGCCGUUUCUCUAGAAGCUCUCCUUUAUUGUGCAUCAUAUCUCUUUUUUGACAGUUGUUUUACAUCGAUGGAAAAUCGAGACUUUCGCCUUCUCUUCUUCUAUGAGUUCAGGCUUGGCCACAAUGCGUUAGAAGCGACCCAAAACAUCAAUCAAGCUUUUCGGGAAGGCAAAGCUGAAGUUCGAGUAGUUCAGCGCUGGUUCAAACGAUUCCGUGAAGGCGACGAGGAUCUUAAUGACAAGGAAGGCCUCGGACGCCAUCUCAGUGUUUGG
This is a messenger RNA of Mesorhabditis belari, 1860 nucleotides long. The record is from the annotation of a GenBank genome assembly. NCBI's taxonomy places the organism in Eukaryota, Metazoa, Nematoda, Chromadorea, Rhabditida, Rhabditidae.